Messenger RNA from Pyrenophora tritici-repentis Pt-1C-BFP, 951 nucleotides. The record is from RefSeq and is a predicted model, not a curated record. NCBI's taxonomy places the organism in Eukaryota, Fungi, Ascomycota, Dothideomycetes, Pleosporales, Pleosporaceae.
AUGUCGUCACUUUUGGACAAAUCGCCACCCCCAGCUCCCAACUCGGAUAUCCGCAAUAAAAAAGCCGCGGGCAAAGAGCCGCAAGGGCAUUCUGCACCUCAACUCCACUGCAACCCUCCACGUCACCCGCAAAAGCUUCGGAAAAAGCUCUGCCUAACGGCCCGUCUCGGUCUCAUGGAGCCGCACCCGUGCUAUGCAACGUCACUGAAGGCCCAUGACGUGCCUCUAGAUCCAACGACGCCGAAACACGUGCUCAGAAGGGCGCUUGCACCCCAGCGCGGCCCCCCCAUCGCUUAUCUCAGCCUUGUGCUGCUUCGGCAUCGUCACGGCGACGCGAUGACAUCGUCACACAUGGCCAUGAAUGGGACUUGGCGACGGCGACGACGGCGAUAUGCAUCAAGCAUCGCCAUUCACAAACCCAUAGAAUCCUGGUUCACGAGCCUUGCCAUGACCCAUUCGCGCCGCGGACAAAGCAAGAUGCGUUUGUCCGGCGCGACACCUCAUACGUAUGAGUUUGGGGCCUGGUUUGAGCGCCUUGUUCCGCAACUCUUCCCCAUCGAAUGGAAGAACAAAGUCACGAUAACGGUUUCUCUACCUGACACACUCAACGUCCACCCUAGCCUCAAGACCCACGCAAACUGUGGAUACGAGCAUGCAAGCUCCAAGUACGAGGAGCGAAGCAUGGCUUGUGGUGGCCUGCAGGCGCGUUACGGAGGCUCGGCACGCUUAAUUUGCGCGCUAGAGAUGGGGGGAAGAAGGGGGGGAGGGGAUGGCUGGCUUAUGGCCGGCGAACCAAAACAAGGCCUAUUCGAUCCCGAGAUGAAGACGAUCGCGAAGGCGCUUAUCAAUAUUGCCCUUUUCGCUUUGCGACGGCUACUGACUGCCGAUGGUUACUGCGACGACCCUGUCUCUCACACUAUCUUCGUCUCACAGCAGCUUGCCUUUGCGUGA